CUUAAAGUGUUAAAAAAUUAGAAUGAAAAAACUCAACCAGAAAGUGUUUUUGAUACUAUCGACUUGUGUAGCUAUAUACAUUUUCUAUCAUACUGCUAUUUUAAAAUUUUUUGCUUAUUUUAAAAAAGUAAACUUGGAAGAAUUUUAUGGUUUUACAAAAGGAAACAUUUUUAAUCUUUACUCGGAAAUUUAUGGCUUAAAUAAAGAGACAAUUAACAACUCCACUUGUUUCAACAAAGCUUCAUUGAUAUUUAAUAUCCGACCACUGUGUAGCAACCUCAAAAUGUAUAGCUCAAAUGUAUUAUCGUAUGCCUAUUAUCAAAGUGCUCGCAAUAAAAGUUACAGAAAUUACAUUACUGACGUUAUUAACGAGGUCAAAAGUAGUAAACUUUACAAAAAUUGGAGUGUAAGGGUAUAUCAUAACGUAAAUGGUAUGGAUGAUCAUACAUAUGAUGAGUACGAGAAUUUAUUUUUUUGUGAUGUGAGAAAAACUCCGUAUUUAGGAGAUUUAUCUAACAUAGAUGGAAUGAUGUGGCGUUUUCUACCAGUUGGCGAUUUAACAGUUGAUGUUGUUUGUUCGAGGGAUUUAGAUUCUCCUAUAUUAGAAAGAGAAGAAGAUGCAGUCAGUGAUUGGUUAAAAAGUGAUAAAAUGUCACACGUCAUGCGCGAUCAUUUAAUGCAUACUUCAUCAAUAAUGGGCGGCUUGUGGUGCAUAAAACUUUUUAAGAAUAGAUUAUUAGCUGAAAGACUAUUUGCUUUAGCACUGGCUAAGUCCUCAAGAAGAAAUUCUAAAAUAACACCACCGUAUGGAAGCGAUCAACAUACAUUGAACCAGUAUAUAUGGCCGCUUAUAAAAAAUGAUAUUAUGAUUCAUGAUUCUUACAGGUGCAAUGGUAUUGCAAUUCCUUUUCCAACAAAACGAAAACAAAGUCAUUUAUUUGUUGGGUGUCCACGUCCUUGUAAAAUAAAAAAAAUACAAACAUGUCCUGUUAAAUGCCGUAAAGAAAAAGAUUGGUCUUACUGUUGAUGUAAUUUAUACAAAAAUUGAAAUUUAUAGAAAAAUUGAAAUUUAUGAAAA
Hydra vulgaris (swiftwater hydra) is the source of this 1078-nucleotide messenger RNA. RefSeq lists its product as uncharacterized. The record is from RefSeq and is a predicted model, not a curated record. Lineage: Eukaryota; Metazoa; Cnidaria; Hydrozoa; Anthoathecata; Hydridae.